Phytophthora sojae is the source of this 552-nucleotide messenger RNA. RefSeq lists its product as hypothetical. The annotation marks the transcript as partial. The record is from RefSeq and is a predicted model, not a curated record. NCBI's taxonomy places the organism in Eukaryota, Oomycota, Peronosporomycetes, Peronosporales, Peronosporaceae. The transcript has a single exon.
AUGCCAAUCUCAUCAGCCCUUAAGAAAGCUCAAAAGCACCGUAGCGACCUAUACCGGUUCGCAAAGAGUAAGAAUCUGACAAUCCAUUGGGAUAUGAAGACAAAGAAGAUGGAGGAAAUUGUCAAUGCGUUCAAGAGCAAGAAAGCUAUGACAAUUGUCAAGGCUUUCAAGUCAUCGAAGCUUAACAAUGAUCCAUCAACUCUCAAAGUCAUCAACACUACAACUGGAAAGGUCAACGUAUCGCUAAGUCGCUUUAAUCGCAUUCGGAAGCAGAUUGUAUCGCCAGCUGAUAAGAAGUUGCUAAUUCAUAUCAAGGGUUCGGAUGGUAGAAUCGCGAAGUCAUACCACCUCAACGAUCGCGUUGUAAAUAUCAACAAUCUUUUCAUUGACGAGGAGAAUCAAUAUAGCUCGGGAGCUGACAUUGAAUUGAAUAUUCUACCUACAACGACCAUUGAGACUGAAUGGCUACCAAAUUCUAAGCGAUCUCGAUCAGAGCGCAAGAAUUUCUUUCGAUAUCUGCCGAAGGCCGACUACAAUCUAGAGGCAUUCCAA